Messenger RNA from Coregonus sp. 'balchen', 7554 nucleotides. NCBI's taxonomy places the organism in Eukaryota, Metazoa, Chordata, Actinopteri, Salmoniformes, Salmonidae. The record is from the annotation of a GenBank genome assembly.
CUGAACGCAUCCCAGCAGUGGGCUACAGAACCAAACAGAACCGUGCCAGACAGAGACCGCAGCAAGUAAACACACCUAUUCGACACAGUGAUAGCGGAAGCAAAUUUAGGAUACAGUUGUUAUAUUGAUUGGGGGCUCACGUUAGCUACCGUACACGACACGGCAGUAAACCCUUGAGAAAACUGGAAUAUUAUUACAGUAUUUGUUUUCGCACGGGAAUAGACUCCUGAUAUGCGCGUUAUGCACUGCAUCACUUUCGAUAAUAUGGACGAUUUUACCCUCAACAUAGAGUACCUCAUAUGGGAUUUAGGUUGGCAUCUAUAGCUAGGACAUUAUUCGUUGCAUUGGACUGAAAGCAGCUGUCCUUGAGCUCCAGGAUCAUGGGCCCCAUCAUGCAGGAACGCACUGCCUCCACGCCACUGAAACGGGUGGUUUCCAAAGAGAAGAUACGUACGAAAAAUUCUGAAAAUAACGGACCUAUUACGAGGUAAUCAAUCAAAUGCAUUAUAAAGCCAUUUUAACAUCAGCAGUUGUCACAAAGUGCUUAUACAGAAACCCAUCCUACAACCCCAAAGAGCAAGCAAUGCAGAUGUAGAAGCACAGUGGCUAGGAAGAAACCUAGAGAGGAACCAGGCUCUGAGGGGUGGCCAUUCCUCUUCUGCCUGUACGGGUGGAGAUUAUAAGGGUACAUGGCCAUUAAUGCCAGAUCGUUCUUCAAAAUAUUCAAACGUUCAUAGAUGACCAGCAGGGUCAAAUAAUAACCACAGUGUUUAUAUAGAGCAGUUGUUCCCCCAAACUGUAGUAAUGUUCGAGUCAUUCAAAUAUCAUAUGGAUACACAUUAGACAUGGCAAAAAUGUAUAGAAACACAAGAAAAUGAGCUUUAAAACUGAGAAAAUGUUUUCUGCACACCAUGACAAAAUGUGUAGAAUUACAGGAAAUAAGCAUUAAACCUGCAACGUUUUCACUAUGCCAACAAGAGGGGUGUGAACAGUUUGUGCUAGCUAGCACCCAGUGUCCUUCAGGUAAAUCCAUAUGAAUUCAAUCACUUUUUGACAGCAUCACUUUUGAUUUAAUCAAAAUGUUGUAAACAUGUUUGCCCAUGGAAGAAGUGGUCAGAAAGUGACUUUUUGGACCUGAAUGCCAAAUCAUUUAGGAUAUUUAUCUUGGCCAGGUCGCAGUUGUAAAUGAGAACUUGUUCUCAACUGGCUUACCUGGUUAAAUAAAGGUACAAAAAAAUAGAGGUGCUCAAAGUUGACCCAUUUUGCAUACCCCACCAUACCGUGAGACAUCCAUGUCUUCAUCACUGGAAAAUAUACAGUAAAUGGUUGAGUUUGAUAUAAUUAAAAAGCUUACAAACAGGGUUGUCAAACAAUUUCAUAAAUAAAUAAUUGAAUAAACAUUCUAACAUUUUUUUGGACCUUUAAUGUAAUAGAAAGAAGACGAGUAGGCGGCCAGUACGUUGCAAUAAACUUGAGUGAACUAUUAACAGAAUGUAUUUACAAAAGAGUACAUAUGGGAGCAGUCAGCAUAGUACAUCAGGAUGCACAACUGCAACGCAUUUCGACUACUAGAGUUUUCCUCAGGUAGCGUUGUGGACGGAAGCUGACAUGUCUCUAGAAAUGGAGGUGGGGACAGGUAAAUGUCACAUGACAGGUAAAUAACUACAUACAAAACAAAUCUACAACAUUAUCACGAGGCAACAUGAAAAAUAGCGCACAGGAAUGUAUACAAAGAACGUGCGUGAAGGGAUACGCUAUCAGAGUUGCGUGCGUGACGCCUUGAUCUCACCGAUACUGUUUUCGUGCAAAAUAGUAGGCAGCAUCAUCUGGCUAUGUGUGCAACAAAAGUUCAACAUUCACCUUCUGCUACCAUUUCUGUGAAGCCGUCUACGCAUACAGUUUGACGCAUACGUUCGAUAAAUCCAAUGAAUGCACCACAUAGAACGCACUGCAACUGCCUCUGCAACGCAAUGCUGCAAGUCAAACACAGCAUUCCAUUGGAAAUGAAUUUACUUCUGGUGUACCAAAAUGCAUUGACACUUGGUGUGAUCGAGGCGUAAAAGACAGAUUAUGCACUGGUGCGUAAACUACAUUGUAUAAAAACACACACAGGAAGUACACCGUGGCGGUAAUCAGCAACUCAGCAGUGCAAGGAAUUACACAAAAGGCUGUAUACUAUAGGGGAAACUAUGUAUACUAGAGAAAACAGUUCAGCUGUAGUUGUUUGUUUAAUCCGUGGGGAGCGACAGUAUCUAGGAGGUGGAUCCAUUUAGCCUCUUUUUCUUAGUGAUAAACGGUCAAAAUCACCCCCUCUCUCAUUUCUCUGCAAUUUCUCUACAGCCCAGAACUUUAGUUCAUUGACUGUGUGUUGGUGUUGAAUAAAGUAGGCUGCUAGAGGAUAAUUCUCGUCCUUGCGUCUAAUAUAGCUCUUGUGUUCUAUGAUCCCUGUUCUCAGUGCGCAUAUGGCAGGGUUCUUCAAUUCCGGUCCUGGAGGGCCGAAACACUUCUGUUUUUUAUUUCUACCUGGUAGUUAAUUGCACUCACCUGGUGUCCCAGGUCUGAAUUAGCCCCUGAUUAGAAGGAGAGGAUGAAAAACAGAGGUGUUUCGGCCCUCCAGGACCGGAAUUGAAGAACCCUGGCAUAUGGUCUUCACGAUGUAUAAUUUGGAGCACGGGCACUGGAUGGCAUAGAUGACUCCUUUGGAAGCGCAUGUAGUCAGGCACUUCAGGGUGAUUGGUUUUUGGAUGGGGAAAUUGUUUUUGUGAUUGUGCGCAACAGGAAGUGUGCGCACGGGUAAUGGCCUAUAGGGAGUGUGAGGCCAUCGAUAGUGUUUUGUGUGGGUGCAUCAGUUUUGUGUAUAGAGUGCACCAGUUUGUCUCUGAGAUUGGUGUUCCUUGUGAGAGCCACAAGGGGUUUCUCAUUAAAAUUGUCAUGUAAUAGCAGGACAUGCCAAUGUCUGUGCAGGACUAUUUUGUUGGCAAUGGGGGAGUAUUGGAUACUGCAUAAUAGUCGGUUGGACUGUUGCUUUUUUCGUGGUUGUAGCAGUAUGUCUCAAUGUGAAUACAGUGCUAUCUUGUAUGCUGUUUUUAUGACCUUUUGACUGUAGCCUCUCUCCGUAAACCUUACCUUCUAAUCAUUAGCUUUUUCAAUGAACUCAUUUCUAUCCGAGCACAGUCUCCUGAGAUGUGCAAACUGUCUGACAGGAUUGUCUUUGAGUGUGUUCGGGUUGUAGCUGCUAGCCAGUAGUAAUGUGUUAAGGUCGGUUUCUUUUCUAUACUGAACAAAAAUAUAAAUGCAACAUGUAAAGUGUUUCAUGAGUUGAAAUAAAAGAUCCUAGAAAUGUUCCAUACACACACAAAGCUUAUUUCUCUCAAAUAAAGAAUUUGGCAGUACGGCCAAACGGCCUCACAACCGCAGACCACGUGUAACCACGCCAGCCCAGGACCUCCACAUCCGGCUUCUUCACCUGCGGGAUCGUCUGAGACCAGCCACCUGGACAGAUGAUGAAACUGAGGAGUAUUUCUGUCUGUAAUAAAGCCCUUUUGUGUGGAAAAACUAAUUCUGAUUGUCUGGGCCUGGCUCCCCAGUGAGUGGGCCUAUGCCCUCCCAGGCCCCACCCAUGGCUGUGCCCCUGCCCAGUCAUGUGAAAUCCAUAGAUUAGGCCCUAAUUUAUUAAUUUCAAUUGACUGAUUUCCUUAUAUGAACUGUAACUCAGUAAAAUAAUUGAAAUUGUUGCGUUUAUAUUUUUGUUCAGUGUGUGUGUGUAUAUAUAUAUAGGCGGCAGGUAGCUUAGUGGUUAAGAGCGUUGUGCCAGUAACCGAAAGGUCGCUGGUUCUAAUCCCCGAGCCGACUAGGUGAAAAAUCUGUCGAUGUGCCCUUGAGCAAGGCACUUAACCCUAAUUGCUCCUGUAAGUCGCUCUGGAUAAGAGCGUCUGCUAAAUAUGUUAAAUUUAAAUAUAUAUGGUAGUGGAGAGUCUGUUGCCAUGGUUUUUGAUGAGGUCAAAAAAAUUGACACGGUCAGUGCUGAAGUCCAUAGUGAAUCUGAGGUUUGUGUUCCAUGUAUUGAGGAGAGCAAAAAAGUCAUGGAGCACUUGUUCGCUACCUGUCCACAGCAUCAGUAUGUCGUCAAUGUACCUGUACCAACCCAUGACGUUUGGUAGGAAAUGGUUGACCUGGGGAUCAUACGCACUGUGUCUUUCGAAGGUUACCACAUACAAAUUGGCAACAUUAGGGGCCAUAGUGGCUCCCAUCGCAACUCCUAUUUGUUGGAGGUAGAAGUCCUUUUUGAACAAAGUUAUUGGCAAGAGCAAUGGAGGCCAGAGAGGUAAUGAAGCCAGAGGAAGAUACAUUCUCUUCUCUCCGUAGGAGAGAAUGACAUCGAUCACUUCUUUUUGGGGGAUGUUGGUAUACAGUGAUUCUACAUCAAAGGACCUUAACCUUUAACGUAAAUUAUCUAAAAAUGCGUAAACACUGAUUUUCUUCAUAUUCACAUAUGUUGUAGCUUAGACUUUAAUUUACAUCUUAGGAUUUUCUGUUGUGCCCGCCAUUGGUUGAGACCCAACUUGCUCUUGAAUACAGGGUGGGUGUCAUUUAAAUCAUAUAAAUAUAAUUCAUAGAAUGGACCUAUCCCUUCAGACCAUUGCAAUUUAGCUGGUACACCAUAGAAAUGUAAAUUGAAUUGAAAUUUGAUCUUCUAAUUACUACCAUAAAGAUGUAUUUUCUAUUAUCUAUAUUUCUAUGAUGUCAAUAGGUUUCCUAUGGAGGAUUGAGUAUAAUUUAAAACUACAUAUUCCCAUUCAAAUCAACAUUCUCUGAUGUGUGGACCUCUAACCAUCUUUGUCGUACUAUUUGAAAGUCAAACUUUAUUCAAUUUUAUUACAUUUAUCAGCCAAAACAUGACACCCAACCUGUAUUCAAGAGCAUGUUGUGUCUUAACCAAUGGUGGACACAACCGAAAAUCUCAGAUGAAGUAAAAUAGGGUCUAAGCUACAACAUAUCCGAAUAUGAAAAAAUCUGAGUUUCCUCAUUUUUAGAUAAUUGACGAGGUAGAAAAAUGUUUUUUAAAUUAAAAUUAAAUACAUUUCAAGAAAUUAUAAAACAGUUUGACAGCCCUGUUUGUAAGUUUUUAAAUUAUAUAAAUCUCAACCGUUUAUCUUUUUCAGUGAUGAUGACAUGGAUGUCUCAUGGUAUGCAAAAUAGGUCAACUUUGAGCACCUUUUAUGUCUUGAAUGUUUUGGCAUUCAGGCCAAAACAAUCACUUUCUGAGCACUUCUAUAAUGGACAAAUAUGUAUGGAAGGUUUUGUUUAAAUCAAAAGGGGUGGUGUCAAAAAGUGAUUGAAUUCAAAUGGGUUUACUCCUUCGCUUAACGCCUGCCGAAAACCUGCCCACACCGUGGUUAACAGAACUGCGGGAAAACAGUGUGCUAGCUAUCUACAUAUCCCGCCUCCUGCUUGCUAUGUACCGCCGGUGUCCUAGUUAGCUACCUAGCAUCUAGUGUCCUUCGCUAACACUUGCCCUAGCCGUUGUUAACAUACUGUAACUGCAGGAAAGCAGUGCCCAACAGGCACUUCUUCUUCUGUGGGUUUUAUCGGCGGUUGGCAUCCAACAUUAUGGUGCAUUACUGCCACCUACUGUACUGGAGCGCCACCGCCUCCAGCCUGUUUAAUGGAGUCCUAGCUUAAAAACUGACCAAUAGAAGUAUAAAGAGGGGUCCCGAAUUGCAUCUAGUGCAAAUAGAUAAUUACAAGCCCUCUCCCGUCUCCUCACUCCACUCUCUUGUUUCAACAGUUCAAAAAAAGCUAACAAGGUGAAGAAGGCAGGAGCUCAGCUCAAGAAUGCCCUUCCAGGGCCAGGUCAGGAUAAGGACACUGUGUCGACAAUCCAGAGGGUGAGUGACUUGUGGUGAAAUAAUCUUGCAGGUCUUGCAGAUCAUGAGGUCUUGUUAUGUGCACAAUUACCAUUAACCAGACUAGUGUUUGGCAAAUAACUUAUUUUCCAAAGGCUACUUUGUUCAGUAUAUGAUACAUUUUCUCCACAGGGCAUUCAUUCAAAGGGGAGCAGAGUCAAAUCUGGCACUAUUCGAAACACUACCAAACUGGCAAGGUAAGUUUAUAGGGGAACCCUUUCUUAAAAUGACUCAGUGCAGUCAAAUCCUUAACAACACUUUAACUCUCCACAGCCCUCAAGAAGAAGGAGGAUUGAAGUCUAAACCACACACAUACUCCUCAACACAGAGGCAGGAGGAGAAGCGAGAGGUGCAGCAAACGUCCCCAUGUUGCGGUGAGGUAGAUCAGAACCAUGGGGUACUGGGCCGAAGUCGGAAAGCUCUCUCUCUGCCCCUCUCCCCUAUACCUGGGCUGUGCCAGGGGCCAAUGCGGCUUCACACACACACUCAAGUCCCCACCCUGGAGUCUCUCAGGCAGUUUGAGCAGAAGGAAGACGACUCGGACAGCGCCAGCGACCUGUCAGACUCAGAGAGACUGCCCGUACUCCCCUCCCCCUGUACCCCAUGCACCCCACCCCAUCUCAACCUCCGCGCUGAAGUGAUCAACUCCAGUGACUUCCCCCCAGCCUUCCCAGGACCACACGGGGCCACGAACGACAACGACAGCGUCAGCUACAGCUACCCUGACUUCCUGCCUCCUCCCUUCAACACCUGGAGCCUCCGCCAGCUGGCUGUGUUCCUCCACACAGAGGGCCGAGGCGCACCUCGCCCCAAACCCGUGGGGCCCCUGGAGAAGUACCUGGAGAGGCUGCUGCAGUUGGAGUGGCUCCAGAUCCAGACUGUGCAGGCGGAGACCUGCCGACCUGCGGGAAGCCGUCCCAGGGCCCUGGGCUUCCCCUCUGCCACCACCACGAACGCCCCUCGGCCCCACACGGCGCCCCCCAGCCGCCUCAGCUCCCCCAAAGGCCUGCGGCAGUGUCAGCGCUCCUUCCCGUUUGCCCCUCACAACCCCCCUUCGCUGGCAGCACAGCAGCUCGCCCACCUCCCUGUCUGCCCCCAUUGUCACAUCCGCUACCCUCUGUGCAAUGGGAGCUGCUCCUCCUACGCCUACCAGCGCCACUCACGCCUCAGUCCCCUGCUGGAGCGCCGAGCCAGGCCCGGGGUUCCCCCGAAGAGGAGCAGCAGUGAGAGCCGGGUCACUUCCUCUGAGGGUAGGGCCACAGGCUGCAGUGGAGGAGGACAGACUCCAGGUAGCCCCUCGGCAGGAAGAAGCCACGUCAGAAACAUGCAGGCGGUGGGCAACAUCCGCAAACCCGCCCAGGAGCCAGGCACUAACGGUAAAGGUCAGGCCGGUGUGAAGAAAGGCCGCGCCAGAGCCAAUUCGGAAGCUGAGGGGAGGAAGGAGUCCAGUACGGCUAAGGCUGGUGUGGAGAAACGCACACACUCUGGAAGUAAACGAGAGGCUAACACCACCAAGAGGGUCGAGAAAGACUGUCAGAGGACAGAAACAGGAAGUCAGGCAUCUAAAAGUGGGGUUAAAAGAACAGUAAAAGAGCCACUCUCUCUCUCCAAGGCACCAUUGUCUGCCAAGGCGAAUGGAAAAGCAAAG